Molecule: messenger RNA, 2156 nt
Organism: Mauremys reevesii (Reeves's turtle)
Lineage: Eukaryota; Metazoa; Chordata; Testudines; Geoemydidae
Gene: VAMP8
Product: vesicle associated membrane protein 8
Exons: 3
Coding region: 150-458 (102 amino acids)
Biological process (GO): vesicle fusion; vesicle-mediated transport; SNARE complex assembly
Cellular component (GO): plasma membrane; SNARE complex
Molecular function (GO): syntaxin binding; SNAP receptor activity
Source: RefSeq, a predicted model, not a curated record
GUCUCUUUAAAGGCAGCGGCAGGAGGCGGGCCCGCCCCUCGCACCUGGGGACUGGCCGGGCCGGGCUGGGCUGCAGGAAGCAGGAAGUUUGGGCUGAAACUUAGCGCACCAGGAAGUGUCCGGAGAGGCGGGAGCGGAGCCCCCGGAGCAUGGAGGGCACUGCUGGCAGCGGGAUGGCGACCGAGCGGGUGAAGAACCUGCAGAGCGAGGUGGAGGGGGUGAAAAACAUCAUGUCGCAGAACGUGGAGCGGAUCCUGGCGCGGGGCGAGAACCUGGACCACCUGCGGAACAAGACCGAGGACCUGGAGGCGACGUCUGAGCACUUCAAGACGACCUCGCAGAAGGUGGCCCGCAAGUACUGGUGGAAGAACGUCAAGAUGAUCGCCAUCAUCUGCGUCAUUGUGGCCAUCAUCAUCAUCCUCAUCAUCCUCUUCGCCACCAACGUCAUCCCCACAUAGGCCCCGCCCUGCAGCCUCUUCCUCUUUCCCCCACUCCACAGCUUCCCUGCCCCCACUGCCUGAGGGUCGCUGGGCUGGGGGGGCAACGCCUCCUGUCAGCCCCCUGAGGCUGCCCAUCCCUAUGCCAGGAGGGGGAGGGCACUCGUACCCUGACCCCCAUGAAAGCUCCUUGGGGACUGUAGCCCCCUGAGGGGAACUCCCCUGCUCCCUCUGGCUCUGCCCAGUUCCCUUCCCCCAAACCCUCUGUCACACCCUUUCCCGGGCACCCCCAACGGUGUUCCCAGGCUGGCAGAGCCAAGCCACACGGGAGCAGCUCCCAGCCCCUCUCCAUAUGGCCGAUGGAGCUAGAUCUGCCGCCCAUGGCCGCGGCCCCCGAGCUCGGCUCCAGGGGGCGGGUUGUGCCCUCUGCCCAGUGCGGCUGGCUCUCGUCCAGCUGAGGGAGGAGGCGCUCCUGGGGCUGGGGUGAUGGGCUUGGAUCUGGGGAAUGCUCCCCCACAGCCCGUGCCCUUUCUGAGGCAGAGCUGGGCGUGGGCAAGGGCUGCUCUGUCCUGAGCCAGAUGCAGCCCUGCGAGGAGCAAUCUACCUUUUGCCUUAAUAAAUAACGGGAGAAGGGGAGAUCCCUGCAGGAGGGGGUGGGGGAUUUGUCAGCAACCUCUGUCUGCCUAGGCCGGGGCCUCGUGGGCUUCAUUCCCUAGGUUCUUAUAGCUAUCUCCGCCAUGGCACCCCAACAGUCUGUGCACCCCCUGUCCUGCCUGGAGGGGCAGGUCCUCUUGGUGCCCUGUGGAUGGGGGGUGGGUGGGGAAGGGUGAGCAGGGCUUGUUGCAGCCUCAAUCCCCCCCUGCCCCCUCCCCACAUGCCCUGAGUUUGGCUGUGUAUGUGGAUCUUACGACCAGGCUCCCCCAUCUGACCUGUGGGGGUCCCUGAGCCAAGCAGUGGAAGUAGUUUCAGAGCCCCCCCACCCUGACCUUGGAGUGGGAGGCCAAGUCUUCCUGAUUCCCCCCCUCACCACCCUCGCCCCCCAGAGACGCAGGCUGCGCUCCCUGUAAUAAAUGUAUUUAUACCUCACUGGAGAAGAGAGAUUUAUUGGAAGGAACCAGCCUCUGCUCUGUUCUGUCUGCUGAGUCCUGGUGGAAUCUCUCCCCACAGCGCCCCCUGCUGGCAGAGUCUGGGACUGCACAGGCUGGCAGUGUGCCUGGCCUGGGGAGCAGGAGGUGAGAGGGGUGUUUGUGAUGGUCCUUGGUUCCAUGCUGUGACCAACUUGUAACCCUCAGCCCCUCACCCUCUGGGGCUGAGAGCGCAUGAUUCGCCAGGCAGCCAGCCCUGCCCCCAGCUCUUUCCAGGGUCCCUCCCAGGUGAGGAUCUGCCAUGCUGCACCCCCUGAAACUGGGGCAUUGAAGUGGCUUGCCAAGGCCAUGCCAGAGCCAGGAAGACAACCCAGGAUUCCUGCCCAUGUCUCCUGGCACAAACGUGGCAGCAGCUUGGUUGUGAGAGCUGGGAGAGGGCUAGGGGCUAGUGGCUGGGGCUAGCAUGUGGGGCAGGGCCUAGCGUUCCCUGCUGGGAUUGCUUCACCCAAUGCAGAAUCUCAAUGGUGACAGUGCAGGCGGAGAGCUCGAGAGAGACCCCCACCAUCUGUCAGUGCCUUGGUGAGGAGCCCCCUUAGCGUUCACCACAGCCCCGCCCUGUGGGAUGUGACACCUG